AUGGCGACCAAGAAAGGAUCCAUCGGCCACUGCAUGGUCCCCGCACCUCUCAGCGCUGGCUGCGCCUCCAGAAAAGCCUCGCCCAGCAACUCGAGGAAGGGCCUAGGCAAGGCCAAGCAAUCCACCUCCAGCGCAGCUGCGGGCCUCGCCACCAGGUGCGGGCAGUGCACGGACAGGGCCUGGCCGAAGGAAGACAGCGAUCCCCCGAAGUCGGCCACAUCGAAGGACACUGCAGAGGCCUCUGGGAGAGCGGCGAUCGCCUUCACCGACUCGAGCUGCCAGAUCGACGCCACACGAUGUGCUACGCAAGUCUCGCAGCAGAGACGACUCGGGCCCGACCAGCUUCCGCCUCGACUCCAGUGGCCAGAGGAGGGCAUCUCGGUGGGCAGCAGCCGUGCAAGCAGCUCUGGCUUCGGCUCGGACGCGGCCUGCAAGAAGGCUGGCGGGGGCGCCGGCGGCCGGGGGAGCCCGCGGGGCGGCCGGCCAGACGGCAGGUGCGCCUCGAGCGGCAGGCAGCGCCCCGCGCGGCUGCCGCCGCAGCCCCACGAGGCGCGCAGGCUGGCGCCGCCCGACUCGCGCAGGCUGGCACCGCCGCGGCCGCCGCCGGCGCACGAGGAGCGCCACGCGAGGACGCCGGAGGGGCGGCGGUCGCUGGCGGCGUGCGCUCGCAGCCCCGGCGGCGCGCGCGCGGCCCCCGCGGCUGCUGGCGCCGCCAGCAUCUCGGCCCGCGGCGACUGGUACAUCGACUUCCUGCAGAUCGAGCAGGCGGACGGCGCGGUCGACUCCUACGGGAAGGGCCACGGCGGAGAGGUGCUGCCAGUGUGGAGGCAGAACGACACGGGCAACUUUCGCCUGGCAGUCGAGCCCGGAAGAGGCGACGCCGAGAGCUGGAGGCGCAGCUCGGAGCAGGCCUCGGCGCGCCGGGCCGGGGCCUGA
Molecule: messenger RNA, 936 nt
Organism: Prorocentrum cordatum
Lineage: Eukaryota; Dinophyceae; Prorocentrales; Prorocentraceae
Source: the annotation of a GenBank genome assembly